AUGGAGCCUAAGACGUGUGCGAUGGAGCCCAAGACGUGUGCGAUGGAGCCCAAGACGUGUGCGAUGAAGCCCAAGACAUGUGCCAUGGAGCCCAAGACGUGUGCGAUGGAGCCCAAGACGUGUGCAAUGGUGCCCAAGACGUGUGCCAUGGAGCCCAAGACGUGUUCCAUGGAGCCUAAGACGUGUGCGAUGGAGCCCAAGACGUGUGCGAUGGAGCCCAAGACGUGUGCGAUGGAGCCCAAAACGUGUCCCAUGGAGCCUAAGACGUGUGCGAUGGAGCCCAAGACGUGUGCGAUGGAGCCCAAGACGUGUGCGAUGGAGCCCAAGACGUGUGCCAUGGAGCCCAAGACGUGUGUGAUGGAGCCCAAGACGUGUGCCAUGGAGCCCAAGACGUGUGCCAUGGAGCCCAAGACGUGUGCGAUGGAGCCCAACACGUGUGCCAUGGAGCCUAAGACGUGUGCAAUGGAGCCCAAGACAUGUGCCAUGGAGCCCAAGACGUGUGCGAUGGAGCCCAAGACAUGUGCCAUGGAGCCCAAGACGUGUGCGAUGGAGCCCAAGACGUGUGCGAUGGAGCCCAAGACGUGUACGAUGGAGCCCAAGACAUGUGCGAUGGAGGCCAAGACGUGUGCGAUGGAGUCCAAGACGUGUGCGAUGGAGCCCAAGACAUGUGCUAUGGAGCCCAAGACGUGUAGGACGUAA
Molecule: messenger RNA, 699 nt
Organism: Schistocerca cancellata (South American locust)
Lineage: Eukaryota; Metazoa; Arthropoda; Insecta; Orthoptera; Acrididae
Gene: Sgs4
Product: salivary glue protein Sgs-4
Exons: 1
Coding region: 1-699 (232 amino acids)
Source: RefSeq, a predicted model, not a curated record